This is a messenger RNA of Calypte anna (Anna's hummingbird), 4330 nucleotides long. RefSeq names its product exocyst complex component 5 (gene EXOC5). The transcript has 19 exons. Gene Ontology annotation, cellular component: cytoplasm; exocyst. The coding region runs from base 101 to 2260 and encodes 719 amino acids. Gene Ontology annotation, biological process: exocytosis; Golgi to plasma membrane transport. Lineage: Eukaryota; Metazoa; Chordata; Aves; Apodiformes; Trochilidae. The record is from RefSeq and is a predicted model, not a curated record.
CCGCGGCGGCUUCUGCUGCUGGGGCGGCGGGGAUACAAUGAGCGGCAGCGGCGGGGCGGCUGCGGGCCGCUGAGGAGCCCCCGCUGCCUUCCCCGCCGGCAUGGCUACUACAGCCGAGCUCUUCGAGGAGCCUUUUGUGGCAGAUGAAUACAUUGAACGCCUGGCAUGGAGAACACCUGGAGGAGGUUCCAGAGGUGGAGAAGCUUUUGAUCCGAAAAGAUUAUUGGAAGAAUUUGUAAAUCAUAUCCAAGAAUUACAGGUAAUGGAUGAAAGGAUUCAGAGAAAGGUGGAGAAACUAGAACAGCAAUGCCAGAAGGAAGCAAAGGAAUUUGCCAAGAAGGUACAAGAGCUGCAGAAAAGCAACCAGGUUGCCUUCCAACAUUUCCAAGAACUAGAUGAGCACAUCAGCUAUGUAGCAACCAAGGUCUGUCACCUUGGUGACCAACUGGAGGGGGUAAACACGCCACGGCAACGGGCUGUGGAGGCUCAGAAGCUGAUGAAAUACUUUAAUGAGUUUCUGGAUGGAGAGCUGAAGUCUGAUGUUUUUACAAACUCUGAAAAGAUUAAAGAGGCAGCUGAUAUUAUUCAGAAACUGCAUUUGAUUGCACAGGAACUGCCUUUUGACAGGUUUUCUGAAGUAAAAUCAAAGAUAGCAAGUAAAUACCAUGAUUUAGAGUGCCAGCUAAUUCAAGAGUUCACCAGUGCACAACGGAGAGGUGAAAUCUCCAGAAUGAGAGAAGUAGCAGCAGUUUUGCUUCAUUUUAAGGGCUAUUCCCAUUGUGUUGAUGUGUACAUAAAGCAGUGUCAAGAGGGUGCAUUCCUGAGGAAUGAUGUCUUUGAAGAUGCAGCCAUUCUCUGCCAGCGAGUGAAUAAGCAAGUUGGAGAAGUCUUUAGCAAUCCAGAGACUGUGCUAGCCAAACUCAUUCAAAAUAUCUUUGAAGUUAAACUUCAGACUUAUGUGAAGGACCAGCUAGAAGAACACAGGAAAUCAGAUGCAGAACAAUAUCUUAAGAAUCUCUAUGAUUUAUAUACAAGAACUACUAAUCUUUCAAGCAAAUUGAUGGAAUUUAACUUGGGUACUGAUAAGCAGACUUUCUUGUCUAAGCUUAUCAAAUCCAUUUUCAUUUCCUACUUGGAGAAUUACAUUGAGGUGGAAAUUGGGUAUUUGAAAAGCAGGAGUGCAAUGAUUCUGCAACGCUAUUAUGAUUCCAAAAACCACCAGAAGAGAUCCAUUGGCACUGGAGGGAUCCAGAUCCACAAAAGGACUGAAGCAAAAUUAAGCAUUCAAGACCUCAAAGAGAGAAUAAGGCAACGUACAAACUUACCACUGGGGCCAAGUAUUGACACACAUGGAGAAACUUUUCUGUCACAAGAAGUGGUGGUUAACCUUUUGCAAGAAACUAAACAAGCCUUUGAAAGAUGUCACAGGCUCUCUGAUCCAUCUGACCUACCGAAGAAUGCUUUCAGAAUUUUUUCUAUGCUUGUAGAGUUCUUAUGUACUGAACACAUUGAUUAUGCUUUAGAAACAGGCCUUGCUGGCAUCCCCUCUUCUGACUCAAAGAAUGCAAAUCUCUAUUUCUUGGAUGUUGUCCACCAGGCCAAUACUAUUUUCCAUUUAUUUGACAAGCAAUUCAAUGAUCAUCUGAUGCCAUUGAUCAGUUCUUCUCCUAAAUUAUCUGAAUGCCUUCAGAAGAAGAAGGACAUCAUAGAACAAAUGGAAGUGAAGCUGGAUAUGGGCAUUGAUAGGACACUGAAUUGUAUGAUUGGACAGAUGAAGCACAUCUUGGCUGCAGAGCAGAAGAAGACAGAUUUUAAACCAGAAGAUGAAAACAAUGUGUUGAUUCAAUAUACCAAUGCUUGUGUUAAAGUCUGUGGCUAUGUUAGAAAGCAAGUGGAAAAGAUUAGGAAUUCUAUGGAUGGUAAGAAUGUGGACACAGUUUUGAUGGAGUUUGGAGUUCGUUUUCAUCGGCUUAUUUAUGAGCACCUACAGCAAUACUCCUACAGCUGCAUGGGAGGCAUGUUGGCUAUUUGUGAUGUGGCUGAGUAUAGGAAGUGUGCCAAAGACUUCAAGAUUGCACUGGUGUUACAACUCUUUGAUACUUUGCAUGCACUUUGCAAUCUCCUGGUUGUAGCCCCGGAUAAUUUAAAGCAAGUUUGCUCUGGAGAACAACUUGCUAACCUGGACAAGAACAUCCUUCACUCCUUUGUUCAGCUGCGUGUGGAUUAUAGGUCUGCUCGGCUUGGUCGUCACUUCAGCUGAGAGCAUGGAAAGCAAAGUUGCACCUUUGGGCAGGCCUCAGUUGUUAGAAAGCACAGAGAAUGAUUUCUUACCAGACCAUGGUCAUAACUUCUGGGGGAUAAUGACUGGAAUAAAGCAGCAACCAUAUUUAAACAUGACUAAGUAGGAGGUGAGCAGGCUAAAAGCUGAAUGAUGUUUCCUCUGAGCUAAAGUUCUCCUGGUGAAGAAUAUUGCAAAUUUACUUGCUACUGAUUUAUUUUUUUUUUUUAACUGGAAACAUGUUGGUCAAGGAGAGCAAGUGGUGCAUUGGAAGUAUUUUAGACUUCAAUGUUGAAUUAUCAGAUCCCAUUUGUUAGACUUGAACCACGGAGCAUAGCGUAGGUAAUGGAUUACAUGGAAUAGACCAGUGUAAAAACAUUCUUCCAUCAAUUUUAAUGACUUAGACUUCAGCACAGCUAAUCAUAAUCAAAUUAUCUUUGAUUGGUGUUUCUAAGUCAUUUCUUUCAUUUAAAACGUUAUCCUGCUCAGUGUAAUUUCUUGCUCUAAUUAAUUAGCUUGGAAUUUCUUUUGAGAUGUAGGAGGAAAAGCAACACUAUCCCAGAAGGAUGUAAUUUAUUCAUUAUGUAGCAUUCUAAACAGCACUAAACCAGUGAAAACUUUUGGAUUUUUUUUUUUUUUUGAUUCUUUGGCUUUGUUCUUUGAGGUUUGUUUUUUUGCACCUGAUAGUUGAGGGCCCACCAGAAUUGAUUGGCACCAUCUGACACUCUUGUCUCUGUUUGAUACUGGCACACUGAAUUUUAUAUCUGCUCCUAACACAAAUGCAGCUGCCUUGUCUAGGCAUUCUUAUUACAAGGUGAAGGUGCCCAUUGUUGGGUUAAUAUAAGAGAACUUUCUCCUUCUUUUGUAUGUAAAUAAAUUGGGAAAAAGUGGGAGGAAUGGGCAGUGGCUUUAGUAAAAACCUACAGCUGAAAAUUCCUGUGCUGAAGAUAAUUGAUCCUCAGUGCCUGAGCAAUAUAAGAUGUUGAAGUGUGUGAAUGCUUCUUUUCCACUAAUCAUUAUUUUAAUAUUGGAGCCAGGCUACUUUUAUGCCUGUUAUGCUCCAGCAAUUAUUCAAGGUUUUUCUGAGAUGGACCCAUAGUGUGCAUAGAGUGAAGUGAUGCAACGGUGAUGUGUGAAACAUCUGGGGUAGCUUUUCCACAAGCAGCUGAAAAUCCUUGUAAAUAGACCUUUUGUUCAGAGUAAGCUCUUGUGGAGAACAGAGUGGAACUGCUGUGGUUUGUGUCUUCAAUCUGACCUUCAUCAUCCCUGAGCAACUCAUCUCUAACACUUGAUUUCUACCCGGGGCUCAGCGUGUGUUAUGGGAACUCCUUUCUCCCCCAUCUUCAGAGCAGCAUUUCUAUAAAUUUACUGGUCACUCAAGUAAAAUUUUCCUCUUGUCAAUGACUUCCCAGGUGUUGUCAGUAUUGACAGGCUUGUGUGGAGCUUCUCUUGGUUAGCUGGAAGUUCUUCUGCUUCAUUUUGUAUAUAGCAGAGCAUUGUAUCAGUAAACAAGAGGAAGGAUGCCAGGCUGUCUCAAAGCAUUUGGGAAGAGUUUUUGGCUGCUUUGUUGAGCUGUGUAGCUCUGUUCCUUGGCCAUGGCAAAGCCACAAAGAGUUUUGGACACUGGAGGAGGCACAUGCUUGUACUGCUGCCAUAUUUUUUUUCAAAAAGCUCUGAUGUGAAUUCAGAUGAUACCUCUGUUACCUCUGUAACUGAAAGCCAAUGAUUUUAAGGCUGUGGUUUUAUUAACCAAUACAAAAUCUUUCUACAAAAAAAAAAAAAAAAAGUGUCAAUUUGUAAGCACUUCAGAGAACAUCAUCUUAAGACUGCAAAUCACAGAAGUGCUUCAGGAUUUGUUGUAUGAUUGUUUGAAUUAUUUUCAGGUUGUAUGAAAUGUAUUUACCAUAUUUCUUGCUUUAUUAGCUGUGUUUUCCAUGCAUAUGCUCAGUGCAAUAUUUUCAUUAUGCCUGUUAAGAAGAGCCAGCAAAAUGUAGGUGAAUACUUAAACUUAGGUAUGUAAACUCUUCCUCAAUAAAAAUAAUUCCAUCCAGA